AUGCUACACAGUUCAACAUUCCUAAGAAUAUUAGUUGAAUAUUUGACAAUAUGUAUCAUAGUAAAGAGAUUCUUAAUUCUGUUCUCUAAUUCCAUAUGUUUAAAACAAGAAGCAUUUAUAAACUUAUCCAAAGCCAGAUUGUAUGACAACGUAUCUCCAGUAAGUAGGCAAAAUUUAUCCGGGCGGCCAUAUGAACUUAAAUUGUCACCAACUGGGAACCCAGUUGACAGGAAGGCCCACUUUACACAGUCAUCGCAUAAGCCUAAGUCGAAUUUUCUAUCUGAAUGUAUUGAAAGAGGGAUGGUUUCGCAAACCACAGACUUCAUGAAAAUAGACGAACUUCUUGCUGAAUAUGAAAAUAAGAACCUUAAUAACGAAAUGUGUGCAUCGGUAUAUUAUGGGAUUGAUUGCACGAACGAUUUCAUACAUGAAGGGACGCUUUUUCAGCUUAUGUUUCUGAGGAGAUUUUUAUCGCAGCGAUUUAACGUAGUAUUGGUAAUAGGCGGAGGAACGACGCUGGUAGGAGACCCUUCGUAUAAAUUGAGGAAGAAUAGGCAGGAUUCAGCAUAUUUUUCAGAAGUGUUAGGCUCGGGAGAUGGCGCGCAAUUUGACACGUCCAGAGAGGAGGCAAUAAGUUCAGUGGCAACAAAGAUACUGUCACUGCCGAUGGAGGUAAACGGUGAAUUGAUAAGACCGAAGGUCCACCAAAUUGAGGAUUUGGAGUCCGAGGUAGAUGUAGUGACGGAAAUGUGUAACCCUUACAAAGUGUUUGUGUUCAACAACAGGGACCUGUACAAAAAGGUAAACCUGAUGGAGUACCUGGAGUCAGUGGCCAGGAACAUGAACGUGGGAAGAAUGCUAGCAAGAGAUUGCGUAAAGAUGAGGAUAGUCGAAAAGGACGGGGAGCAUAACAGAAGGAGCGUCAACAUGGAUUUGUCAGAACUGAUGUACAUGUCACUCCAGGCAAUGGAUUUUGUGUACCUAGCCCAAAGAAUGAAUUGUAAAAUACAGCUGGGAGGAAACGACCAAAUGGGAAACAUAGUAUCAGGAAUAGAACUAGCAGAAUCACUGGGGAUCAGUAAUGUGUUCGGGCUUACGACGCCGCUACUGGAGGAUAAGUUUGGUGAAAAGAUAAGUAAAUCAGGCUCAAACUGUUUCCUGAAAAUAACAAAGGAAACAUCGCCACACGAGUUCUGGUCACAUUUCAGAAGUAUCGACGACUCUCUAGUGGAAAGGUACAUUAAGUGGUUCACUAAAGUCCCUUUGGAAAGGAUUGAGGAGUCUAUAUCUGAUCAUUACAAUACUGCUAAGAUGUUAUUGGCUGACGAGUUGACUGGCGUGAUAUAUGGGAAACAAGUAGUGGAUUUGAUUCAUAAGUUCUGCCUGUCAAAGAGGUUUGAAGAUUUGGUACCAUUUAUGAAAAGCAAGGAGGUGGAUUUGGGAACAUUUCAGGACCUCGUUAACCUUACAAAAUUAGUGCCAAACUAUGAAUUGACAUCAGCAAAGUUGAAAGAGGGAGUGGACCUUGUACUUGUGCUGGACACUCUUAGGGUGCCGCAGUUUUCUAACUCUUCAUUUCACUCGAAUAAAAGGUUUAUAAAAGAGGGGGCAUGUAGGAUUAACGGCCAGGUCGUGGAUGAUAUAGGAUAUAAGUUGACUCAAAAGGACGUGGUUAAAUUGACCAACUGUGGUAAAGAACACAAAUAUAUACUGAUACAACUGGGAAAGAGGAAAUUGUACUUUGUAAUAGUAACAUGA
Theileria orientalis strain Shintoku is the source of this 1758-nucleotide messenger RNA. Its product is annotated as tyrosyl-tRNA synthetase. Gene Ontology annotation, cellular component: cytosol; mitochondrion. Gene Ontology annotation, biological process: tyrosyl-tRNA aminoacylation. The coding region runs from base 1 to 1758 and encodes 585 amino acids. The transcript has 6 exons. The record is from RefSeq and is a predicted model, not a curated record. NCBI's taxonomy places the organism in Eukaryota, Apicomplexa, Aconoidasida, Piroplasmida, Theileriidae. Gene Ontology annotation, molecular function: RNA binding; ATP binding; tyrosine-tRNA ligase activity.